This is a messenger RNA of Pyricularia oryzae 70-15, 3372 nucleotides long. RefSeq lists its product as uncharacterized. The transcript has a single exon. The coding region runs from base 1194 to 2693 and encodes 499 amino acids. Lineage: Eukaryota; Fungi; Ascomycota; Sordariomycetes; Magnaporthales; Pyriculariaceae. The record is from RefSeq and is a predicted model, not a curated record.
GGACCCUCCCUCAUGUCGCUAUUAUUCUCUUAUCCUUUGCUCAUAAGGGUUGCCUAUCCUCCUGGCGUAUCCUCUCGAAAGGAAUGCGCCCAGUUAUCACCAACGAUCAACCUCAACCAUUCAAUUUCCACGGGCAAAUCUUUGAGUCUACUAGAACAGAAAGACAAAAAAAAAGAGGUCCCCAGGUCGACGCCUGCCUACUAGACAGAAGCUGCGACCAAGCUGGCUGCAUGUCUGGUGUCUCACCACCUUCCUGUUCACCGCCAGCCAGCCGCGAAGCAACAUUUGUAAAGCCUGCUAUCUUUUGAAGAUACGCUGAAUCAAUCAGCCACUGUGCAAUCUCGUCAUUUCUGCGCCUCUGCCGCGCCAGCAUCACGACAUACCCUGCAAGCGAUAUCUUGCUCACUCGGCACUCGAGACAAAUUUCUUCUCGGCUCAACUUGGAUUAUCAACUCACGCCCCACCCAUUUUGGGCCAAAGAGCAACAAAGCAGGGUCACCAACCAUCUUUUGUGAUCGUCGCCUGCCUAUUCCCUUCCUUUCCUUCUUCAUGCUGCACGUUGCCGCACCGUUGGACACGCAUUGCCUUAUCAGUUCCGUUGCCUCAGGGUAGCAGGCAGGGUCCUACCUCCUUGCUUCUCUACCUACCUAGCUUGACAACUUAAGUUAUCUGAUCCUUGUGUCUUACCACGCACGCCCGCUGUUCUUCUACAUACCUUUGCCUACCUCCAGGUACGACGAGGACGGACGACGAGCCGGGCUGCUGGCCAAAGGACCUAGACAGAGGCACCUUUCUCAACCGGAUUUUUAUUUCACUAUCGUCGCGGGUUUUAUCUGCCACCACUCAACUGCCUGUAUUACAUCGCCCUAGAUUUCUUCCCAUGGAACCCCUGCGACCACCCCAUGCGCUACACUAUUAUACGGUGUUCUGAUGUGCCUUUCUGAUAAAACCAGUCACCUUUUUUGGCUCCUGUUCUUCCUCCCCGCUUGCCCCAUCACUCUCUUAUCACCUGUCAUCUCCGGAUGCAAAAUAACUAGCCCGCCCGCCCCACCGUUCCGUGGUCCAGACUAAGUUAGUCAAAUCCUGGAGUAAACGACCAGGACUUUUCUGACCACAUCGCCGGUCCUUCUAAAACAACCCACCGACCCUCCCCAGGCCGUCCCGCUCACAGCCUAGGCAAUAUAACCGUCACCAUGUCGUCAAACUCCUCACCCUCACCACCCGCGCCGUCUCAAAACCCUGUGAAUCAGGGAGACAGUAAGUUCCCGCAGGGCUACUGCCGCUAUCUCCUCACCGAUGAAGGACUCAAGGGGCAGCGGUGCGGAUGUGCUCGCUUUGCACACAGAAGCAACAUUCCUGGUGCACUAUGCAUAUGCGGCCAUCAGUCAUGCUUUCAUACCAACGAGCCCUACAUGCCCGAGUUGGACCACUUGAAGAACGAAUUCAGGCUUCUGAAGCUCGAGUUCGAGAAAAGCGGCAAGGAGCAAGCUGCCAUGCGGAACAGAGACCGCAAUGACUGCAUCCCUCGGCUUGGAAAUCUAGAGGAACUUGUCGAGAGGAGCAUGGGCGAAGUCAGGUCUGAGCUUCUGAAUGCCUGGGCCAAUAUCAGUCAAAGCUGGAACAGCAUUCGAGAGCUCGAGAGCAAAUUACAACAGCAGAACGAUCGUCUUAGCAACCUAUUGGCUACGGACCAGAGGCGUACCGGAGAUGUCGAUGUGCUGAGGGCCGAUGUCAAGAGGCUUGAGGACCGCGUGAAGGAACUACAUGAUGCCGAUAUUGCUCUAGAGGAAAGGGUUGAAGCGCUUGAGACUGCCGAGGACUUGGAAGAGUCUACAACUCCAUCAAGACCACGACGCGCUUCUAUAAUCGACCUGAAUCCACGCCACUCGGCUCCGGACGUCACUGCCUUCAACUCACCUAUCAAGAGCACACCGGCUAUCAGACCACGUAACCUUAUACCACUGGUCCCUGAAGGGGCUACCACAUGGACUACGCACAUUUCUCUGCUCCCGGACAAGACAACGCCGUUUCCUUUUGAAAAGGACACCAAGGCAUACCAACGAUGUCUAUCGCGAGGCCUGCACCAGACUGUUGUGGUAAAUGGGUUUGGUGCCGAAGCUUUCAGCUCGGCCGUGACCACUGCAUUUGCCAGUCUUCUCAAAGGUCGCCAGUGGAUGCCCCUGGAGGCACAGCUGUGCAACGCCAAGACGCUGCAAGGCCUCCCGAUGCUGCGCCAGCUCUCUGAUUCGCUGGUGCACGGGAAGUACGAUUACCAGUUCCUCCGCAAGUACUGCGGCGUAUGCGACCCGAACGGAAGAAUCGAGUCGCUUUACAUUGCCAUGAGAUUUGACACCCUAUCAUGGCAUGCGUUGCGCCAUGCACCCGUUUACAAGGAGAGGCUUGAGGGUUGCUGGGAGUACGAUCACCAACUCGACCACGACAGCGCCCUUUUGGAUGACGAUGACUUUGGGGAAGACAACAGGCCGUCGGCGGGGGACUUACUACCGCCGACUGUCGCGAGCAGUCUCAAGCGCACUGCGGCGGAGAUCUCGAGGUCUAAUAGCUUCGGGUCGUCAGCGCCAGCGGCUGGAUCUGUUACAAUCACAUCCGAGGGUGAGGGACAGUCCCGACCCAAAUCGCAGCGGGUUGCUCCUAACAUGGUUGAGGCCCGAAGACGCGCCGAGAGAGUUUGAUACUGGUCUUAUUUAGCCUCAUCCACACUGGAAUCGAGCAGCAAUAUAGUCACGACAGCAAAAAUUCAAACAUUACCCAUAAACAACACAUCAUCAUCCGCUACGACCAGCCCAACUCUAUACCCAGAAUACCACGGUCGCCACGGCACAACCCGUAUACUCACCUAGAUCCGCACGCACUCGAUUUCGCCCACCAUGGGAAAGAUACCUACAUCGCAACUUGAGCUAUAGAACGUCACCAGGAGAUUUAUGAUUGGAAGGGACGUCGGAUAUGAUAAAACGGCAUCUCAGGAUUACUUGUUUCACUUUGCGGAGACAUCUGGCAACUUUUUGUUUAUAUAGAUACCUUGGAUCUUCGGUGAUUGUUUUCCCCAAAUUAAUUCCAUUGUAUGGUUGGAGGAGGGAAAAGGGAUCUUUCAUAGAUUAUGAAGUCAUUUGUAGUUGGCUUCACACUUGAGAUGUGAAGUAGUAAAGAUAGGUUGGUACCUACCUAUCUAUCAACUCUACUCUCAUUCGACUAAACCUUUUUUCACUCUCGCCAUUUUUUUCAUUAAUUUGGGUUGAGUCUUGACACUGAACGAUGGUACACAGGGUUGAGAUUCCUACCAUGUGGUCUUGACGUUGCCAAGGUUUGGUGAUAGGAUAUAAUUAGACAAAAGGGUUGAUAGUGACGAUCGAU